Molecule: messenger RNA, 2230 nt
Organism: Radiomyces spectabilis
Lineage: Eukaryota; Fungi; Mucoromycota; Mucoromycetes; Mucorales; Radiomycetaceae
Product: histidine phosphatase superfamily
Exons: 1
Coding region: 321-1781 (486 amino acids)
Molecular function (GO): inositol phosphate phosphatase activity; acid phosphatase activity
Source: RefSeq, a predicted model, not a curated record
AGCGCUUACGCAAACAGAGAGAUCACCUCUCCGUUGACGAUAGAGGAUGGAACUAUUUCCAUAUGAAUUAUUUCUAUUUGUGGUUUACAGAAUGCAAACAAGAUCUUCAUGAAUACACGACCUUGUUUCAUGAAAGGAGACAUCGAUUCGGUGAAUCAUAAGCCAGUAUAACUCAAUCGAAUGAGGCUAUACGUAAACUCUCUAUGCACGCAUUGCAGUUACUGUAAGCUGGUAAUCAAGUAAAGAUUCACAUACAAAUAAAAAGAUAAGCUUCAGCAUACCUCAAGUGCGCCCAUCACCUGUCAAAAAGAACUGGAGUGAUGGGAUGCCACGGUUGUCUAUGGAAGAAUACUAUUUCGGGUAUUUCAAAUGAAUCUAGGAAAGUUUUUUUUUCUUCCGUUGUGUAUAAUAAGUUUCCUAAAGCAAAUGAGGAUUAUAUUGAAUCGGUUCUUUCCUUUGUCUUCAGGAUGCAACUACGUAAUGCCAUCAUUGCCAUCGUCGCUGCAUUGAUGCCUUCUUUUGAGGCAUACGAAUUUGAUGUGGAUUGGGUCGCACAACAUCUUGCUGCCCGGUCGCCAUAUCCCACCAAACAUAUUGCUAGCAAGGAUAUACUUCCUGAAGGAUACACACUGGAACAAAUGCAACUCAUUGUACGUCACGGCACACGGUAUCCUGAAAAGGACGAUGUCGAGGAAAUUGAAGCUGCGCUACAAUUACUACGAACAAGUAGUAACCGAACCGCCGUGGGUUGGGUGGACGACUACGUGAAUCCGUUCGAUAUGGAGCACGAAGGGCUGCUGGACAGUAAAGGCGUCGAGGAACAAUACCUGCAUGGACGUCGAAUUGCUGAGAGCUAUCCUACCUUUAUCAGUCAAAUUGCGGACGACCGGUUUACUGGCGUGUCAGUUUUUUCCUCCUACACCCAGCGCACCGCCGAAUCUGGCGGAGCACUAUGUCGUGGGAUCUUUGACACGUAUUCUAGCGCGAAUACAGCGGACGACGAGUCAUCGUUGAAGAUGGUGAUCACUAGUAAAAGCAAUGAUACCAUGCUCGCUUUCCAUGAACAUUGUCCCCGAUGGAAAAAUGAGGUGCAGAACAACCCUUCGUCAAAUAUCCAAGUGAGCCGGUGGAAAACAAAAGCAUUGGCGCCUAUAGCCGAACGAUUAUCCGAGGAUCUUGGCGUUUCUGUGGGCACAAAAGCGGUGAAAAACAUCCAUAAUGGCUGUGCUUAUGAAGUCGCUCAGCGAAAUAACGCGAGUACAUUUUGUACACUGUUCAGUCCUGAGGAGCUUUUAAAGCUGGAGUAUCGUAAUGAUCUAAAGUACUAUUACAAAUAUUCGUAUGGCUUUGAGGAACUCAACGGACGCAUGGCUUGCAAUCUCGCAAAAAAAUUGAUGCAGGAUAUGGAUGACGCAGUCCAGAGGAAGCCAAACCACGAGCGUCUAACCAUCAAAGUCGGCCAUUCAGAGACGAUCAUCCCUUUGCAAACUUUCUUUGGCCUGUUCCGGGACGACGAGCGAUUGGAAGCGGACUCAAGUCCUGAAGUCAUUGACCAGCGGCAGUUCAGGACAUCUCAGUUUGGAUCGUUUGCUAGUAAUUUGGCGUUUCAAGUACUGAGUCAACAAAAUACGGACGAAAAAUACAUUCGAGUAUUAGUAUCUGAAACCCCUGUCGUCGUACCUGGAUGUGACACUGAACUUUGUCCCUACAGUCAGUUCCGCCAGUCUAUCGAACCGAAUCUACAAUGUGAUUUUGAUACACUUUGCGAAGUCACCUCAUAGAACAAUAAAAAAGUAGGCAUACAGUAAUAGUAAGACUCAAGUUAGAGCUCUUCGCUGUCGGAUACAGUCGUUUUAUUGCUUUACCGAAUUCGGGGGGGGGGAAGAUCAAUCUUUUACGGCAACCGAACCUAUAAUAUUUGCCAUUCCAAAACUGUUUUAUAGUAAAGACGAAUGUCUGUACGGUACCGCAUAUAAGAUUAUCUGCCAGCAAAAUAUAGUUAACUUCAGCACUAUUGCAGGAUUUGCAAUCAAACGCGUGAGCAUGAUAGAUACGUAACGGCAGUACUGAAGGAUAAGGAAUUCAAUAAUAUUGAUAGGUAGACCCGGAAUGCAGGCGCAUCGUAAUACCUAACCAAGAAACUGAGGGUGUGAUUCACCGAGAUGGUUUUAGGAGAAAUGGUAAAGACAGCAUUCAUGGUUGUACCAAAGCGAGCAAGCGGAUUUUUGCA